Messenger RNA from Danio rerio (zebrafish), 4135 nucleotides. The record is from RefSeq and is a predicted model, not a curated record. NCBI's taxonomy places the organism in Eukaryota, Metazoa, Chordata, Actinopteri, Cypriniformes, Danionidae.
CACCCACAUACUGUGCUCUGCUAUAGAAAGAUCUGCCAAACAACAAACAGAAACUGGCAAGCAAGACAAGGGAAUGAGCCAUGUUUACACUGGUACUAUUCUCAGGUUUCUUUGCCCUCACAUUGUGUGACCUUCAGUAUGUGUUUGUGAAUCAAUCCAAGACCUGGGCAGAAGCUCAGAGAUACUGUAGAGAUAAAUACACUGAUCUGGCCACUAUUGAAAAUAAACAACAGACAAUCCAGUUAUUGGACACAGUGAAUGAUGAUUCCAUUGAUUUAGCCUGGAUUGGACUCUACGAUGAUCUGAACAGCUGGAAAUGGACUCUGGAGGACAGUGAUUUCUUCAAGGCAGGAGAGAAAGACUUCAGGAACUGGUAUAAUCCAGAUCCAUACAAUUAUGGGGCACAAAGCCUCUGUGUGUAUGUGUACAAUGGGAUAUGGUAUCCAGCGAGUUGCUUUAAUACAUUGUAUACUACUGUCUGUUAUGAUGGAAGAGAAAAUGCCAGUGCUACUUAUGUUGUUAUUUAUCAGCAUAAAAACUGGACUGAAGCUCAGAGUUACUGCAGAGAACAUCACACAGACCUCAUCAGUAUCAGGAAUGAAACUGAAAGCCAGAAGUUCGAGUAUUUUAUAAAAAGUUUUUCUUAUUAUGCUGUUUGGAUUGGUCUGUACAAAACAAGAUCUUGGUCAGAUCAGAGCAACUCUUCAUUUAGUUACUGGAGCUCAGGGCAACCAAAUAUAGCAGGAUCCUGCACCGUGGUCUCAUUUAGUGACUCUUGGAAAUGGGCUGAUGAAAAUUGCAAUUAUGCAUUUCCUUUUAUUUGCUACAGUGCAGGAUUGGGAUCAUCUCGUCAGUAUUACUUCAUGAAUCAGUUUUUGAGCUGGAAUGAAGCUCAGAGAUUCUGCAGACAGAAUUACACUGAUCUGGCCACCAUUGAUAACAUGGAGGAAAUGAACAGGCUGAUUAACACAGUCAAUGGCAGUUACAGUGGUUCAGCCUGGAUUGGUCAGUAUGAUGAUGUGAACAGCUGGAGAUGGUCACUGGAAGACAAUGAUUUCUAUCAGGAGGGAGAAAGAGAUUACAGGAACUGGUAUCAUGAACCUGACAACACUGGUGGAAAAGAACUGUGUGUUUACAUGAAUUCUAAUGGAAAAUGGUAUGACACAUCAUGUGAUUACACACAGAAAUUUGUUUGCUAUGAUGGUAGAGAGAACGCUUCACAGAGAUACAUCACAAUUUAUGAUUAUAAAACCUGGACUGAGGCUCGUAGAUACUGCAGAGAUUAUUACACAGAUCUAGUGAAUGUGAGAAAUCUGACUGAAAACCAGAAGAUUCUUGAAAGAACAGGUGGAGGAGUCUGGAUCGGACUGUACAGAAAUAGGAUUUGGUCAAACAAUCAGAAUAGCACUUAUCAAAACUGGAGGCCACAGAUUUCUGGAUCACAGGCACAACCAGACAAUGGUGUUAAUCAAGGUAUCGAAUAUGGAUAUCAACAUUGCACUGCAGUAUCAUUCAGAUAUUCAGGACAAUGGACAGAUGAGGUCUGUGUAUCCAGCAUGCCUUUCAUCUGCUACAGCAGAAUCUGCACACAAUAUUCAUGCACUCGUCAGUAUCACUUUGUAUCUGAGUCUAAAUCCUGGACUGAAGCUCAGAGAUUCUGCAGACAGAAUUACACUGAUCUGGCCACCAUUGAUAACAUGGAGGAAAUGAAGAGGCUCAUUAAAACAGUUCGUGGGACUUACUAUGGCAAAGCUUGGAUUGGACUGUAUGAUGAUCUGAACAGCUGGAGAUGGUCACUGAAUAAUACAACUUUACAGGGAGGAUUUAAAAGCUGGUUUGUCCAGAAACCAGUUAACUCAGGCGGAAAGAGUCUGUGUGUGUACAUGUCAAAUAGCCAGGGUAUAUGGAGUGAAGCCCCUUGCUCAUGGACACUUCCCUUUAUUUGCUAUGAUGGAACAGUGAAUGCUACUACAAGUUAUGUGUAUGUUUACCAGUUUAAAAACUGGACUGAAGCUCAGAGUUACUGCAGAGAACAUCACACAGACCUUGUCAGUAUCAGGAAUGAGAUUGAGAACUACAGGGUUCUGGCAUUAACUUCAAAUUAUUAUUAUACUUCUUGGAUUGGACUGUACAGAAGCAGGUCUUGGUCAGAUCAGAGCAACUCUUCAUUCAGUAACUGGAGGUCAGGACAGCCAGAUAAUGCUGGAAACAGUGAAUACUGCACUGCAGUGUCAUUCAGUGACUCUGGUAACUGGACAGAUGAAAACUGCAAUACUGCCUUUCCUUUCAUUUGUUACAGUGUAUUGGGAUCAUCCCGUCAGUAUUACUUUGUGAAUCAGUCUUUGAGCUGGACUCAAGCUCAGAGAUUCUGCAGACAGAGUUACACUGAUCUGGCCACCAUUGAUAACAUGGAGGAAAUGAACAGGCUGAUUAACACAGUCAAUGGCAGUUACAGUGGUUCAGCCUGGAUUGGUCAGUAUGAUGAUGUGAACAGCUGGAGAUGGUCACUGGAAGACAAUGAUUUCUAUCAGGAAGGAGAAAGAGAUUACAGGAACUUUUAUCAUGAACCUGACAACAAUUAUGGGAAUGAAUUGUGUGUUUACAUGAGUACUGAUGGAAACUGGCAUGACACAUCAUGUGAGAGGUAUUACACACCUGUAUGCUAUGACGGUAGAGAAAAUGCCACUCAGAAGUAUAUUGUGGUAAACACAGGUAUGCCGUGGACUUCAGCUCAGAGCUACUGUAGAGCGACAUACACAGACCUGGCCAGUGUGAGGAAUGAGACAGAGUGGCAACAAAUACUGAGCAUUACACGUUAUAGCUAUUAUGGCUAUUAUUCUGGAUAUAACAUGUGGAUUGGUUUGUACAGAAACAGACUGUGGUCAGAUCAGAGCAGCUCUUCCUUCACAUAUUGGCUGCCACAGAUUCAAGGUGAUGUUGCACAACCAGAUAAUGGUGUAAAUGUCCCAGGAGAACAGGGAGCUCAACACUGUACAACUGUGUCUUUAAAAUACUUUGCUCAGUGGACAGAUGAGAGAUGUUUUGCCACUUUGCCAUUCUUCUGUUACAGCGAUGUGUACGUGAUGGGAAUGCGAGUGGAAGUUACAAGUCUGGAUAAUUUGUCAAAGGCAAAGAUUGAGCAAGAGGUGAUUAUACAGUUACAAGAGGAGCUGAUGAAGCUUGGAGUUCCCAGCAAUGUCACCAUGCAUCUGAGAAACUAUUAUAAGACCAAACCCUGAUGAAGGACGACAGCGCUUUACUGUUUCCACAUUUUAGAGUUUUAGACUCAGUUCACUUGCAUAUAAUAUAACUGUAUUCACUUCACUUUUAUAAAUGAAUUAGCUUAAUCAUCAUAAUAAUCUUAUCUUAAAAAUACCCAUAAUUAACAGGUUCUGUAUUUAGUGAGUCAGUUCUUUUGCCAUUUAUUUACAGUUAUCAGUUGCAUUAUGGGACUUUUAUCUCUGCUUUGUCAACUUUUGGUGUUGAAAAAUCAACUCUACUGUAGAACAAAGUGAUUUUAAUUGGCAUUUUAGUAGUCUGAAAAUAUGUAACAUAAAUCAAAUAUUAUAUAGACUAUAUUAAGUUUAUAUCAAUAUUAUAAAGAGUACUGGCAGUGAAUUGCUAGGUUUAUUUGUACAUAAUUUACAACAACAACAUAGGAAAUAUACCACUUUAAACUAUUAAAAAUGAUAAUAAAAGACAAUUUUUCCAACUGUUCAACAUCAAAAUUUGAAAAAUGCUAUUUGAAUGCAUAAAUUAAUUAGGAAAAAAUAUAUAAAUCAUAAAAUAUGGAUCACCCUUAAUUUGCAGACUUUUUUACAAUGUAUCUUUUUCUUAUAAUAAAAUAUAUCAUUCUAAUUAUCGCUUUAAAGGACUAAUAAGUAAAGUGUUUCAUAUCAAAAUUGAUUGAGCUUGAAUUUAAUGAUUGGGUUUAUGGAUGAUAUAUAGUUUGAUCAAUAGCUGGUAAUGGGAAGGUAUGUAAGAUGAAACAAUAUUUACGAUAAAUCGGUAUCAUGAUGGCAUUUAUAUAUUGGUAUAUAUAUUGGUGCUUGUUUUGAAAUUGUUUUGUUUUUAAUAUACAGAGGGAAAACUUAUGUGUGUAAAAUAAAUUGAAAUAAACUGUAAAGUUUUAAAA